This is a messenger RNA of Lutra lutra (Eurasian river otter), 5299 nucleotides long. It is a transcript of the gene ZMYND8, whose product is annotated as zinc finger MYND-type containing 8. Gene Ontology annotation, biological process: regulation of DNA-templated transcription. Bases 16 to 3819 code for a protein of 1267 amino acids. The transcript has 24 exons. NCBI's taxonomy places the organism in Eukaryota, Metazoa, Chordata, Mammalia, Carnivora, Mustelidae. The record is from RefSeq and is a predicted model, not a curated record. Gene Ontology annotation, molecular function: protein binding.
CCCAGACUCUGGAGAAUGUCAAAGGCGGUGACUCAGAGCCUCGGGGAAAAGCCUCUGCCUUUGACAGAUGUGUCUGGUGCUUGGGUCCUGUUCCACUCCUGCCCCUUGGACGCAGCCGCCGAUCUCUCAUUAGCUCUGGAGGGAGUCGGUGCCACUGCUGCUAGUGUGGAGACUGCUUCCUGGGAUCCAUCGUCCCAGGGGGUUCUCAGCUACCGGCAGCCCAGUGAUUCUUCAGGAGGCUGCUGGUACCACCGCUCUAAUGUAAGGCACACCACCCUGGGCCCUUACUUCGUCCCGACGCUAAUGAGACAGCCAGCGGGCAUGGAGUGGACCCAAGGCCUUGCAGAUCCUGGCUCCACAGAGAGAACAGCCCAGAAAAGAAAGUUCCCCAGCCCUCCGCAUUCUUCCAAUGGCCACUCGCCACAGGACACAUCCACAAGCCCCAUUAAAAAGAAAAAGAAACCCGGCUUACUGAACAAUAACAAUAAGGAGCAGUCAGAACUAAGACAUGGUCCGUUUUACUAUAUGAAGCAGCCACUCACCACAGACCCUGUUGAUGUUGUACCGCAGGAUGGACGGAAUGAUUUCUACUGCUGGGUUUGUCACCGGGAAGGCCAAGUCCUUUGCUGUGAGCUCUGUCCCCGGGUUUAUCACGCUAAGUGUCUGAGACUGACAUCGGAACCAGAGGGGGACUGGUUUUGUCCUGAAUGUGAGAAGAUUACAGUAGCAGAAUGCAUCGAGACUCAGAGUAAAGCCAUGACCAUGCUCACCAUCGAACAGUUAUCCUACCUGCUCAAGUUUGCCAUUCAGAAAAUGAAACAGCCAGGGACAGAUGCAUUCCAGAAGCCUGUUCCCUUGGAACAGCAUCCUGACUAUGCGGAAUACAUCUUCCAUCCUAUGGACCUUUGUACAUUGGAAAAGAACGCUAAAAAGAAAAUGUAUGGAUGCACAGAGGCUUUCCUGGCUGAUGCGAAAUGGAUUUUGCACAACUGCAUCAUUUACAAUGGAGGAAAUCACAAAUUGACACAGAUAGCAAAAGUAGUCAUCAAAAUCUGUGAGCAUGAGAUGAAUGAAAUUGAAGUAUGUCCAGAGUGUUACCUAGCUGCUUGCCAAAAACGAGACAACUGGUUUUGUGAGCCUUGUAGCAAUCCACAUCCUUUGGUCUGGGCAAAACUGAAGGGGUUUCCAUUCUGGCCUGCAAAAGCUCUGAGGGAUAAAGAUGGGCAGGUUGAUGCUCGUUUCUUUGGACAACAUGACAGGGCCUGGGUUCCAAUAAAUAAUUGCUACCUCAUGUCUAAAGAAAUUCCUUUUUCUGUGAAAAAGACGAAAAGCAUCUUCAACAGUGCAAUGCAAGAGAUGGAGGUGUAUGUGGAGAACAUCCGCAGGAAGUUCGGGGUCUUUAACUACUCUCCCUUCAGGACGCCCUACACCCCCAAUAGCCAGUACCAAAUGCUCCUCGACCCCAGCAACCCCAGUGCCGGAGCUGCCAAGAUCGACAAGCAGGAGAAGGUCAAGCUCAACUUCGACAUGACGGCGUCCCCCAAGAUCCUGAUGAGCAAGCCCAUGCUGAGUGGGGGUGCGGGCCGCAGGAUCUCCCUGUCGGAUAUGCCCCGCUCCCCCAUGAGUACAAACUCUUCUGUGCACACGGGCUCUGAUGUGGAGCCGGACGCUGAGAAGAAGGCCACCUCGAGCCACUUCAGUGCCAGUGAGGAGUCCAUGGACUUCCUGGACAAGAGCACAGCUUCACCAGCCUCUGCGAAGACGGGACAAGCAGGGAGUUUAUCUGGCAGCCCGAAAACUUUCUCCCCUCAAGCAUCAACACCCAUCACCACGAAAACGGACAAAACCUCCAGUACUGGAAGCAUCCUGAAUCUUAACUUGGAUCGGAGCAAGGCCGAGAUGGACCUGAAGGAGCUGAGCGAGUCAGUCCAGCAGCAGACAGCGCCUGUUCCCCUCAUCUCGCCCAAGCGGCAGAUCCGGAGCAGGUUCCAGCUCAAUCUUGACAAGACCAUAGAGAGUUGCAAAGCACAAUUAGGCAUAAAUGAAAUCUCGGAAGAUGUUUACACGGCCGUAGAGCACAGCGAUUCGGAAGAUUCCGAGAAGUCUGAUAGUAGCGAUAGUGAGUAUAUCAGUGACGAUGAGCAGAAGUCCAAGAAUGAGCCAGAAGACGCAGAAGACAAAGAGGGUAGCCAGGUGGACAAAGAGCCAUUGGCUGUCAAAAAAAAGCCCAAAUUGGCCAGCCCGGUGGAGACUAAGGAAGAGCUGAAAAGCACAUCACCGGCCAGCGAGAAAGCGGAUCCGGGCUCAGUGAAGGAAAAGGCAAGCCCCCCGCCUGAGAAGGACUUUUCAGAGAAAGCGAAAGCCUCCCCUCAUUCCACAAAGGAUAAACUGAAGGGGAAGGAUGAGACCGAUUCCCCAACGGUACAUUUGGGCCUGGACUCCGAUUCAGAAAGUGAACUUGUCAUAGAUUUAGGAGAAGACCAUUCUGGGCGGGAGGGUCGUAAAAAUAAGAAGGAACCCAAAGAAACAUCUCCCAAGCAGGAUGUCGUAGGUAAAGCUCCACCAUCCACUACAGCGGGCAGCCAGUCCCCACCCGAAACUCCACUCCUCACCCGCUCCUCCUCCCAAACUCCCACGGCUGGUGUCACAGUCACCACCAGCACCACGUCCACCGUCACAGCCCCGGCCACCACUGCCACCGCCGCUGCCGCCGCUGCCACCACCGCCGCCGCCACGGCCGCCGCCGCCGCCGCCGCCACGGGGAGCCCAGUGAAAAAGCAGAGGCCGCUUUUACCGAAGGAGACUGCCCCGGCCGUGCAGCGGGUCGCGUGGAACUCGUCAACUGUCCAACAGAAGGAGAUCACGCAGAGCCCAUCCACCUCCACCAUCACCCUGGUGACCAGCACUCAGUCAUCACCCCUGGUCACCAGCUCAGGGUCCACGAGCACCCUCGCAUCCUCGGUCAGUGCAGACCUGCCCAUCGCGACCGCCUCUGCUGACGUCGCUGCGGACAUUGCCAAGUACACUAGCAAAAUGAUGGAUGCGAUAAAAGGAACGAUGACAGAGAUCUACAAUGAUCUUUCUAAAAACACUACGGGAAGCACGAUAGCCGAGAUUCGCAGGCUGAGGAUCGAGAUAGAGAAGCUACAGUGGCUGCACCAGCAGGAGCUCUCGGAAAUGAAACACAACCUAGAGCUGACCAUGGCGGAGAUGCGGCAGAGCCUGGAGCAGGAGCGGGACCGGCUCAUGGCCGAGGUGAAGAAGCAGCUGGAGCUGGAGAAGCAGCAGGCGGUGGACGAGACCAAGAAGAAGCAGUGGUGCGCCAACUGCAAGAAGGAGGCCAUUUUCUACUGCUGCUGGAACACCAGCUAUUGUGACUACCCUUGCCAGCAGGCCCACUGGCCCGAGCACAUGAAGUCCUGUACCCAGUCAGCUACGGCCCCUCAGCAGGAAGCAGAUGCCGAGGUGAACUCAGAGACACUAAACAAGCCAUCGCAGGGGAACUCUUCCAGCACUCAGGCCGCCCCCACGGAAACAGCCAGCACCUCGAAAGAGAAGGAGGCGCCAGCGGAGAAAAGCAAGGACAGCGGGUCGACCAUUCCCGGAGCAGUAAGUCUAGUUGCUGGAGCAGCAGCGACGAGAAGCGAGGACCCACACGCUCCGAGCACAACGCCAGCUCCAGUUCGAAGAGUCUCCUCCCGAAAGAGUCUCGGCUGGACACCUUCUGGGACUAGGGACAAGUCACGACACAAGCCACCCACGCCAUGGAGGAAAAAAAAAACAGACACCAGGGCAAUAGGAAGCAACAAAGAAACGUGAAACAGGAGAGCAGCCACCUUCAGACUGGAGAGCGCCAGACACGCAGACUUGGCCUUCGCCCUUGGCACGGAGGGCGGCCUACACUACAUAGCGUCCGGCAUUAGCAUCGACUAAGGACUGUUGGACCCACACGAAACCUAUGCUUUAGGUGUAAAUAAUGUACAAUUUGUGGAUGUCCUUGAACCUAGAGUACCUUCCCCUUUUUAUAUUUGUAUUGACUUUAACUUAUAAAAAAAAAAAAGGAAAAAGAACAACAAUUAAAAAAAAAAUAAACCCAACAACGAAAAGAAUGUUUGGACGUUGGAGGAGGGAUGGUCGUUCAGCCCCUCUGUCACCGCAGCAUGGAGCCUGGGUCCUGGGAUUGUGUGGCACACAGGCCCUCAUCCAUGGGUGCCGCGGGGGGACACGAGCCAUUGGCGUUCAGGCGUCUGUAUGCAGCGCAUCGGGACCAGGGGUUGGGCACAGGUUCUGUGCUGUUGUGGGCACAUCCCAUCAAGCCAUCGGCCCUUUUCUGAUACUAUGUUCCUGUGUUACGCGACGCCAGCUCUCAGGACCAGAAGGACACCUGGAGAAGCUAGUUUAUUUUGUGUGGUUUCAAUGAUGACUACUCCUAAAAGGGAAGAAAAAAGGGCCUUGUUUCCAGAAAACGGAAGCAAACCCCAUUCCACUCCACCGCAGGAGAGGACGGAGAAAGCAUGAGGGUCGUAAGCUCCGAAACAAAGAGAAAUCUUUUCUUUGCUUUGUGGUUCCUUUUUAAACACACUCACACAUACUUGGUAAGUGAUGCUGUGCUGCUUGGAAGCCAUCACUCAGAGGCCAGAUGCACGCAGAGGACAUUGGAGUCUGGGAUGAAAGGCAUGUAUGUAUUAUUUAUACGAUGGAAUUUUACGUUUUUAUGUAAGCAUGAAACAAAGGCAGUGUGAGAGAAAGCAAGACCUCGGCCGUGCUGUCUGUCACACUACAUGUACUGUAGUACCAUUUUGUAUGUUGUGUAAAACAAAAAGCAUUGAACAAAGCAAAAGGUGAUGUAUGUAUAUGAGAAAAUUAAUUGUACGAUAUCAUUCCAGUACAUUCUGUUGUACAUUUUAGUCCUGUUUACUUUCUCUUCGUUGUUGAUAAGAGGAUGCAAACUGUGUACAGUUUCCAGCUAGUUCCCCAUAUUAGAGAAGAACUACACAGAGUAUUAGAAGAAAAAAGAGAGAAAGAACAUUUGUGAAUUGCAGUUGUCAAAAAAAAAAUAGCCUAGCUGGCCUUAUUUGUGAAGCAUAAUUGCUUUUAGCAUAUGGAAGUAUUUUUUCACAUUUUCUUUGUAUAAAAUUUGUAUUAAACUUAAAUAUCUUUUUUGAUGAUGGUGUUUCUUUGUGACUGAGCCAGUGGACUCGCACCGUUAUGCUCUUUUGGGUUCUGCCCCUCCCCCGCCCCUCCCCUUUUUUUUCAGAUUCUUCACCUUUUUUUAAUUAAACUGUUUUUGGAAAAAUGG